ACCUACACGGGUCUGAAUCAUUUUAAAUCACCCCAGCUCCCCAAUAUACUCUAGCCGAUCAAAUUACUGAAUCAGGCAUCGGAUCUCAAGGAAUCUUGUCAACUAAUCGCACUUUUUAGUCUUUCCGACUUUCAUCAGUACAAGCUCUUCCUUUAUUGCACCUUCACAGUCGUCUACCUUGCUCCACUCCUUGUAGCGUUAAUGGUGGCGCUGCGUUGAGUAUUAGAGAGAAGAAUGCUGAUGACUUCUUGGGCGCUACUUCUUAUUUCUCUAUCCUCGCAGGCGGCGGCCCUGACGACCGAUGGCCUUUCUUUGCUCGCUCUGAAAGCUGCUAUCACGCUUGAUCCCCACCGCAUUCUCGACUCCUGGGUUGAUUCUGAUGACGACCCCUGCGCCUGGCGUGGCGUAUCGUGCCAGAGUGGUCGGAUCACCGCCGUCUCCAUGGCGAACAGCUCGCUUGAGGGCUACCUACCAUCAGAGCUCUCCCUGCUCUCCUCACUCGAAACCCUAGCCCUACCGCAUAACCGUUUCUUUGGCCAGAUCCCGUCAGCUAUCGGCAAUAUCAGAAGCUUGGUAUCACUUGACCUCUCCAACAACGAUUUCUCCGGUCCAGUGCCUUCUGAGAUUGCGGGGUUAGAAUCUCUCGUUAGUCUUGACCUCUCGUCUAACCAACUCAACGGGUCACUUCCCCCCGCGAUCGCCGCGCUACCAAGGCUCUCCGGCGUGUUGAACCUCUCCUGCAACCUCUUCACUGGAAAAAUCCCGGCUGCUUACGGCAACUUUCCGGUCGCCGUGAGCUUGGAUCUCAGGCAGAAUCACCUCUCCGGGGAGAUCCCACAGGUCGGUUCGCUGUUGAAUCAGGGCCCUACCGCAUUCGCCGGAAAUCCCGCUUUAUGUGGUUUCCCUCUCAAGUAUGCUUGCAGUCAACCCGUUGCAAAUGCAAACCCUAGCUUAAAUGUAAGUUCCCCUACGCUGCGCUCAACCGCGGAGGAGAGGCAACGUAGGCCUGCGGCCAUGAUCCCGAUCCUUGCUGUAAUCAUCAUCGUUGCACUUGUUUCGGUUCUCGUAUUACAAUGGCAGUUCCGCCGAAGACGUGCUACCGCGGCUGGUGGCAAGGGAAUGCUCUGCAAGAAGGGAAAAGGGUCGCCUUCGUUGAAUGAUCGGCGUGAGGGUCAGAAUCCCGACGAGAUCUACGUGGCUGUCGAUGAGAGCUUCGACCUCGAGCUGGAAGAACUCCUCCGUGCUUCGGCCUAUGUGAUUGGAAAGAGCCGGAGUGGCAUUGUCUACAAAGUGCUCGUCAGCCGCGGCCCUGCUUUAGCUGUCCGUCGCCUCAGUGAGAUCGACGACGGCAAUGAUCCCGAUGAUCCGUUCCGCCGCCGCCGCACGUUUGAGUCGGAGGCCGGUGCUCUCGGCCGCGCGCGGCAUCCUAAUUUGGUUCAUCUUCGCGCUUACUACUACGCACCCGACGAGAAGCUUCUCAUCUACGAUUACAUCCCUAAUGGAAAUCUCUUCAUUGCUCUGCACGGAGGGCAAAAGGCUGCGGUGGUGGGGCCGGCGCCGAUGAUGCUACCUUGGGCUGCGAGGCUUGCUAUCUUGAAGGGGGUGGCACGAGGGUUGGCUUACCUCCAUGAAUGCAGUGCAAGGAAGCUCGUUCAUGGUAGCUUGAAGAGCUCCAAGAUUCUAUUAGAUGGUAAUCUACGGCCAUAUGUGUCCGGUUUUGGGAUUUCUCAGUUGCAGCGUAGUGGCGGAGGGGGAUCGAAUCAGCAGCCGGUGGCUGCUGAGGCGGGCUACGCGGCGCCGGAGAUGAGGUCACCCCCUACACAGAGAGGGGAUGUUUACGCGUUCGGUGUGAUGAUGAUGGAGUUGGCAACGGGGAGGAGACCGGAGGCGGGGAUGGUGGAGUCGGUGCGACUGUCUUUCAAGGAGGCGCGGCCGCUGUCGGAGUUGGUGGACCCGACUUUGCUGAAGGAGGUGCACGCUAAGCGGGAGGUACUUGCGGUGUUUCAUAUCGCGCUUGGUUGCACGGAGGCUGAACCUGAGGCGCGGCCGCGGAUGCGGACCGUGGUGGAGGGACUCGAACGGAUUGGGCCAGAAGUUUGAACCGGGUUUGUGGUUGGUGUGUACAACCGGUUUAUGGAGUUUUAUGAUUCAAAUUUGAUUGAUGAGUUUUGAAAUUAUUAAAAUUAUUUUAAUAUGAAUU
Molecule: messenger RNA, 2200 nt
Organism: Phalaenopsis equestris
Lineage: Eukaryota; Viridiplantae; Streptophyta; Magnoliopsida; Asparagales; Orchidaceae
Product: receptor protein kinase-like protein ZAR1
Exons: 1
Coding region: 235-2100 (621 amino acids)
Biological process (GO): protein phosphorylation
Molecular function (GO): protein binding; protein kinase activity; ATP binding
Source: RefSeq, a predicted model, not a curated record